UUCAAUUCAUUCAUUGGAUAAUCUAGCGUUUUUUUGUAACUUGAUGGUAUAUAAAUAAAUUGAAUCUUUUAUCUUUUUAUUUAUGUUACUGUGAGUUUAAUUAAGUGUGAUAGUUCCUUUUAAGAUAGGUGGAAUAAUAUGGGUAUAGAAAACAUGCGUCGCUGGCCCAUGUAUUUGAUGUUCGCCGUGUGCAUUCUGCUGGUCCUUUCACUAUUAAAUAGUGGAAGUAUGCUCACCGUGUUGCGAAACAGAGUAGCUGAAAUGAGCGUACAACUUCAAGAAUGCUCUAAACAACAGACCUCAUGUAUGGAAGAGUCCCUGCGGCUUCUUGAACAAAAAGACGGUUACGUUUCAAAACUCGACGAUCUCGACAAAGAAAAAGGGAAGUUGAUUGACGACAUUAAAGACUACAAACAUAAGUUAACAGAAACGGAACUUAAAGUUAAUAGAACGAAAAUGGACGAGCAGCUGUGUGUUGCGGAGCGCGAGUCUUUAAAAAAUCUGCAGCUGAGCAAAGAAGGUGUUAUCCAGACUUUGAGAUUAGAAAAAGUUACUUUAACGGAUCAGUUAGCUGAUAGAAAAAAGAAGAUAGAAGAUUUGGAGAAACAGGUAGAAACUUUAAAGGCAACUUUAGCUUCUAUGGCUACAAAGCCGGCUGCGAACAUUGUGUCAUCUAAAGUUACUCCUGCCGCUCAGCCUCCUAAGUUAAGCCCUGCUUUGAACGCUCACGAACCGCUUAAUGAACCUAUCCUUGACAAUGAUGCCAAGGAAGACAUUGAUGACACAAAUGUGCUAAAUGAUGAUCAAGGUUUUGAUCCGCAGAUGUAAAUAAGUUUUUUUUUAGGUAAGGAAUAAUUGGCAGGGCAAUAAAAGAUGACUGUUACGUCUUGACUGAUAAGGAAAAACAUAGCCAAAUUGUGUUAAACUCCAAUAAAAUUGUUGACUCACUUUAUUUUGUAUCAUAAUACAGUAAAACCUCCCAACUAAGGUCCAAAAUUAACUGUCCUUUUUUUUCAUUCUGGUAUGUCUUUUACUGUAUUCUCUGUAGUUCUAAGACAAAGUAUGUUUAUAAAUGGAAGAAAAAACUCGGAGUAAGCCAAAAGGAACAUUGGAUACUUAAUUUUCUUUUGGACUUCUGGACCAUAGUUGCAGUAUUGGAGUAUAGUUGGGAGGUUUUACGGUAUUCAAGUGUGAUUUAUGAUAUUUUAAGCUACUGAUACUUUUUGUAUGAACAAAACUACACUCCCAGUGCAAUUAUAUACAUGACAUUAUAUCAUUUAUGAUAUUGCAAUAGUUAAUUAUGCAUUUACUGCUCAUUUUUCUAUAUUUAGUUAUCUAUUGUUAAUUAUACAAAAGUAAUUAUGAUUUAGAAGGGUUAUUGUCACAGAGAAAUUGAUAAGUUUCUGUUUUAUAUAAUAUGUAUUAAUGUUGUUAAACGCUGGCCUAUACAUGGGGGUAGGAACUAGGCAUAUUUAUCAAAACCAGGCCAUAAUACACACAAGUGUAAUAACUAAAUGGUUUUGUUUUGAAGAUCACAGAAAUCACAUUUGGUGAACAAGUUUUUUUAAUGUUACCCAAAGUAUUGCAAAAUUGUACCUGUUAUUAUUUUGAAUGAGGUACAAUGGUACCUCACUAGCUAGCUAACUAACAUUGACUAAAAGUAACUACACAACCCUAAGCUGAAAAGUAUGGCCUGAUAUUAGCUUUAACCCAUUGACCACCACAGACGGCUGUGGACGUCAUCGGAAAGUCUUGCCAAGGGCGCCAACGACGGCUACAGCCGUCAGCUUCGCCAAUUCAAUAGGGAUUUACGCGAGACUCCGUAAAGUUCAAUUUCGCUUAAAUAAUCGCGAUCGCCUGGCGUCCAGGGCACGGCAUAUUCGCGCGCCAUAUGGCGUUCAAAGGGUUAACUCCUAACUGUACUAUACAUAGGUACAAACAUCAAAAAGAAAUAAGGUAAUAUUUUUUUUAUUAUUUAAAUACACUGUUGUAUUCAACAGUGAAGUCAACAAUAUGUUAGUAAACUAUUAUUUUCCGAUUAUUUUGUAUAUGGUUGUGGGAUUGUGCAAGGAGUAAAUUGAACAUAAAUGCAUUAACAGGAAACCAAUCUUGUGUUCAUAUCAAGUGUGUCAAAGAAGGUUGAAUAUACAGUGAAUCUGUAUAGCAGUUAAUACCUAUUGAAAUUAUUUAGUGAUGGCAAUUUGUAAAACAUCAUUCUCAAUUAUAUACCGUAUGUGUGCACUUUACAUGCCAAUAAAAGCAAUUGGUUUUUAAAUAUGUGGGUAUAUUCGUCUUAUACAAGGUGAAUGAAACAAAUGGAUCGUCAAACAGGAUAAAACUGUAAAAAAAAGAAAGAAUAUACAUUCUUUCUUGACAUCGACACAGAUCCACGAUUCGUGCCUAAACCUUAUUAGAAAAUGGUAAAUUCGGCAAUACUAAUCGCUUAGCACCUUUGCAUACAAACUUCUAUGCAGGGGGGUCACUUUUCUCUGCAGCUGACUGUAGUCCACCAAUUUUCAGUUCAGAGUUGUGUUAACCUUGUAAGGCCCGCCAUACAAAUAUUUCCUAUUUCUAAUUUGAAACUUGUACAGUAAAUUGGGAUGAAUUUCAUUUAUUUGAGAAAGAUGUGAAACAAAUGAAAAGCUACUUUAUUUGGUUUAUGAAAGGUUCUUUUUAGAUUGAAACGGAGUGUACAGUGUAAUGCAGAAGCACAUGUUACGAGUUAAAUACACAUCCAGGACAGUAGUGAGAUAAGAAACGAGUUUGUUUACUUUACACACUGUUAUCUUAGUAUCAAUGUUUUGCCUGAAUUAAGUAUUAUAAAUUAUAAGCCAUCGCGGUGCCACAAUUUGUGUAGUUUUAGAUCUGAUUUGUGUACUCUGCUCAAGUUACUAUAUCAUUGUUGUUUUCAAGAAUGUUUAAUUAU
Molecule: messenger RNA, 2926 nt
Organism: Cydia fagiglandana
Lineage: Eukaryota; Metazoa; Arthropoda; Insecta; Lepidoptera; Tortricidae
Exons: 1
Coding region: 139-828 (229 amino acids)
Source: RefSeq, a predicted model, not a curated record